This is a messenger RNA of Dicentrarchus labrax (European seabass), 3134 nucleotides long. It is a transcript of the gene klf1, whose product is annotated as Kruppel-like factor 1 (erythroid). Lineage: Eukaryota; Metazoa; Chordata; Actinopteri; Moronidae. The coding region runs from base 690 to 1916 and encodes 408 amino acids. The transcript is spliced from 4 exons. The record is from RefSeq and is a predicted model, not a curated record. Gene Ontology annotation, molecular function: DNA-binding transcription factor activity, RNA polymerase II-specific; RNA polymerase II cis-regulatory region sequence-specific DNA binding. Gene Ontology annotation, biological process: regulation of transcription by RNA polymerase II.
UGAUCUGCAUUGAUAUUACAUUCAUAUUUAUGGUAUCCGUCUGAAUAUAAAAAUAAUCAUUUAAAGACUAAUCAUUUAAUAAGCUAAUGUUUGUUGGCGAAAUGACAGCUCGGUGCUCCUCAGACUUUUUGCUCUGAAACCCACAGAACAGGAAGACACUGAGUUUGAGGUGAGAUAGUAAAGUUUGUGACUUUAAAAGAACAGUCUUAAGCGAUGAAGGAAAGGAGCCAGCUAAAUAACUCAGACACAUACGCUCCACCUCCUAACGGUCAAAACCUACAUGAAAAAGAGAGAUUUGAAGUUAGACUUGCAGCUGACAGAGAUAGACAAGAGAGAGGAGGGCGAGAUAGCAAGUCAGCUUUAAGAUCCUGUUUCUGCGACCUUUCAGCGCUGAGUGGACUGUACCUGGGAUGUGUGGCCUGGUGAGCUGGGGUUUCUGGAUAUUCUGUUAGCUGAGUGUUUAAUAUGGUCAUGUGAAAAAGAAAGAGAACCAAAAAAAGAAGAGAAACUUCAUUUUUGCUGCUCUCACUGUCAGUCGGCGUCAUAUCAAACUGCUUGAUGGCUGUUACACAGGCUGUGCUCCCUUCCUUCAGCUCCUUCUCCAACCUCGCUCACUCCAGUGACAAUAUGAAAAAAUCAACAGCUCUGAUCAGUAUGCCAACACAGAUGAAAUAUCAUUAUCAAAUAAAAUGGAACAAACUACUCACUCAACACGCUCAGGGACAAAGGGUACCACCUCAAUGGAAGUGAAAACAUUGAAUGAAUUCCGUCAGGAUACUCAAUGCACCUGUGUCAGCUGUGCCUGCUUCCAGGGAGUGUGCUCUUGUGCUCCCCAAUACAGCAGUCAUGUGACCUCCACCUCCAACAGUGCAUAUAGACAUGUGUGGAAGUCUGAGAGUGGCUCUCUUCCUCUGGAUUCUCUAAGCAACAAACUCUCACCAAGCAGCUCUGAGCAGCUGCAGGUCUCUCAACAAAUGACAGAGGAGCUCCUGGACGAUGAUAGCCAGGCAUCCUGGGACAUUGAGUUCCUGCUGUCUGACUGGAGCAGCCAAUCGCCUGACCUCAACCCCUCUCUGGACAACAAUGAUCAACGGCUCCCACAACUGGACACAAACAGAGCAUACCAAGACCAUACCAUGUUUAAGGACCAACCGGGGCAGGAGCACCUGCAGAUGAACAGUUGCAGUCUCAUGGCGGAUCUCCUGUCCCCUGCUGAAACCACAACGCCGGUCCAGCAAGAGCUGUACCACCAUGGUUAUAUUGAUGACCAAACAGGUCUGACUACAUAUCCCAGUCUACCUAAUGUAGACCAGUUUGGUUUUCCCCAAGGAGGCAGUGUGGAGAGGCACAGCAGAGGAAACCUCAGUAAAGUCUCAUCAUGUGACUUUAACCCUUACUAUCCCCUGCAUCACCCCUCCAUGGUGACCUUCCCCGACAGCAGGUUCAUACCACCUCAAGCUGUGGCCCCUGACCCUCGACACUACAGCUACAUGCCACACUUUAACCAUAAUGGCAACCUCUUCUGUGACUACGCCCACAGCCAGGCCGCUGGUCACCUGCCCCUUCACCAGCAGCCUGUACUCGGCGGACCACAGCUGCCCCCUGGUGGGGUGGAGGGGAAGCGUGGUCGAAGGCCUACAGGGAAAAAGAGGCCCGCCAUCCACAGCUGUGAAUACCCUGGCUGCAGCAAGACCUACACUAAGAGCUCACACCUCAAAGCUCACCUCCGCACCCACACAGGGGAAAAGCCUUACCACUGUUCAUGGGAGGGCUGCAGCUGGAAAUUUGCCCGCUCAGAUGAGCUGACGCGCCACUACCGCAAGCACACAGGCCAAAAACCCUACGAGUGUCUGCUGUGUCAGAGGGCCUUCUCCCGCUCUGACCACCUUGCUCUGCACAUGAAGAGACACACCUGAUGCUCUUAAUUACCUCUUAAUUUCACCUAAACAAAAAAUUUAAAAGGUAGAACACUUAUGAUGACUUGGAUAUUCUUUGAAGUUUGAAUUGACUGAACAGAUAAAUUGUGACCUCAGGUAUUAGCUGAACAUGUUCACAGUAUUAACUUUAAAUCUGUACUUGAUUAUCUGGCUGGUUAACAAUACAGGCUCACAUGUAAACGUGAAAUUAUCUCUUUUCUGUAUAAUUAAAACGUUAUUACAUUUAAAAGAGUACUCCACCAUCGUUACAUGGCGCCUACAGUACCCACAAUGCAGUUCUGUUGGACAUUUAUAUGUGUUAUGGAGCGACGUUUGGUUAGCUCACUUCUUUCUAACACCACACCCCUAAUGUUUUAAAAUGUUUAAACUUGUGCUCUUCAGCUCCAGCCAACACUGAUUCAUUGACAUCACUUAAGGCAAUUUGUCAAUCCUCAACUUAAAGUUGCUCCCAAACAAAGGCCUAAACCCAAAAAGCAAGAUUUUGUCCUUACUCGACCUACUGAAGAAUUGAUGAUUGGCCAAAAUGUCCACACAUUGAUGUCUAAAAAUCUAAUUGGUCCUUUUAAAGUACUUUGUGAGAACCAGCACAAGAACACGCUCAUAUUGUAAAGCUAGCACGCUUUCAGCAAUAAGGGCCACUUACACUUACACUGUACACACUGUGGGCAUGUAUGACAGCAAACAUUAACACUAACAAAAGACCAACCAAUGUGUGUAAUAUGGGCUAUAGUAUAUCCUGUAGGAUCUCAUGGCAUGCUGAACAAACGCUGAACAAUGCUUGGCUGUAUUACUGCUGAGAUGGUCUGAUAUCUUUGUCUGAUUUCCGUUAGAACAAUAAUGAUUGUAAAAAACCAACAAACUAUAAGGUAUACGAUAAAAUGUGAUUAUACAGUGAAUUCAGGGUUAUGUAUAUUUGUCACAUAACUUUAUGUUUGUCUGUUUGGGGGUAUUUUAAUUUAAGAAAAAAACAUAUGCUUUUGUCUCUCUCAUCAAGCAGAAUUUAAAACUGUAAAUAAUCUGCAGCUUUCUUAGUUGUUUAUAACCAUUUAAAAAUGAGCAACAUAUUUAUUAACAUAAUGUUUUAUAUCAACAGAAGAUACUAUAUUAUUAUACAAUGUUUUUUUAUUCUCAAAAGAGUGCUUUAAAGUCUUAAUUAUUGUUUUCAUUGUCAUAAUAAAGACCUCUAAUGCUGUAAAA